AUGUACCUGUUCGUACUGGCAGUGGUAUGGGCUGUAUCAGCACUUGAGGCAGCACAGUUUUCGCCCCUCACAGAAAGAAUCACUGACCACAAAGACUUCCGGAAGCUUCUAAGGACAAGAACCAACGUGCUCGUCAUCUACACUAAGACAGUCCUGAGUCUGUCGGGAAACCCUGGUGACAAGGCUCAGGGGGUACACCCUGAACAGGAUGCCAGUACACAGGACUCUGAUGGACGAAAGCUGUGCAAGAAAAUGAAGGUGGAGCCCAGCUCCGAGAGCACCGGAGUCAAGAUGCUCCAUUACAAGGAUGGGACGUUUCACAUCGAGUACACCAGACCUGUCACAUUUAAGUCUUUGGUGGCAUUCCUCAUGGACCCAACCGGGGAUCCUCUAUGGGAGGAGAAUCCUGAAGCCAAAGACAUCACGCACAUAGGGACGGAAGAAGACCUGAGGCAGCUUCUGAAGAAGGAGGAACGACCCAUUUUUAUCAUGUUUUACGCCCCGUGGUGCCCGGUGUGUAAGCAGAUGCAGCCCGUGUUCCAGCAGGCUGCCACAAACACCAGAGGGACAUAUGUGCUGGCUGGCAUGAACGUGCACCCUGCUGAGUUUGACGGACUGAAACAGGAGUACAAUAUCAAGGCGUACCCCACCUUCUGCUACUUUGAAAAGGGCAAGUUCCUGUACAACUACGAGAACUAUGACGCCACUGCGAAGGAUAUCGUCGACUGGAUGAAGAGCCCCCUGCCACCACAACCCGAAGUUCCCGAGGUGCCCUGGCCGGAAACAGACUCCGCUGUUCAUCAUCUUACAAACGACACCUUCGACACCUUCCUGGACGAGCACCCCUUUGCUCUGGUUAUGUUCUACGCGCCGUGGUGUGGUCACUGUAAGAAGAUGAAACCAGAAUACGAUGAAGCAGCCAAACUUCUCAACAAAGAUAAUGACAGCCCAGGAGUCCUGGCAGCAGUGGAUGCCACCGUCCACAGGGCCCUCGGUGAGCGAUACAAUAUUCCGGGCUUCCCCACACUAAAAUACUUCGAGAAUGGUGAAGACAAGUACACACUCGCUGACCUGAGGACCAAGGAUGAGAUCACUGAGUGGCUGGACAACCCCCAGGCCCCGCCUCCUCCCGAGCCAUCAUGGGAGGACAAGCCUUCCAGCGUCAUCCACCUCAGAGCAGAGAACUUCCACGAGGCACUGAAGAAGAAGAAACAUACCCUUGUCAUGUUCUACGCCCCUUGGUGCCCCCACAGUAAGGAGGCCAUCCCACACUUUACAGCAGCAGCUGAGGUCUUGAAAGAGGACCGCAAGGUCUCUUUUGCAGCAGUGGACUGCACUGAAGGGCACAACAGUGACAUGUGUGGGCAGGAGGGAGUUGAGGCCUACCCCACUUUCAACUGCUACAACUAUGGCAAGUUUGCUGAGAAGUACAGUGGGGAAAGAAGGGAGGAGGACUUCACUGGCUUAGUGCGAAGGCUACGAGAAAAGGACCAGCACAAGGUUGCCAAGCGGAAGGAGGAGCUUUAAAAUGCGUGCAGCCAAAAUGGGGAGGAGCCUAUCUGUGCAUUGAUUAUUGCAGGUCACACUCCCCUCAAGCACUGGAUCCAGCGCGGUGUCGUUUGCAAUUUGAUUCAGAAAUCAUCUGACUGCUUAAGGCUUUCUGCUUUCUUUUAUGCAUUUUAUCAAAAAAAAAAAUCCAAAAUACUGUCCCUGGAUUUAUAAAAUGGUUACCUAUGCAAUACCAGACCCAUCCUGCUCCUCCAGGGCUAGACAUUGUACAUGCAAGGCCAUCCACAAUGACCAAAGGAUGGGGGUCGUUUUACAUAUGGAAUCGCCCUGCCAUCUGAAGAUCCCUUGA
Molecule: messenger RNA, 1858 nt
Organism: Scleropages formosus (Asian bonytongue)
Lineage: Eukaryota; Metazoa; Chordata; Actinopteri; Osteoglossiformes; Osteoglossidae
Product: protein disulfide-isomerase A5-like
Exons: 17
Coding region: 1-1527 (508 amino acids)
Biological process (GO): protein folding
Cellular component (GO): endoplasmic reticulum
Molecular function (GO): protein disulfide isomerase activity
Source: RefSeq, a predicted model, not a curated record